CCCGCCCCGGGCGGCCACGGACGCGUCGCAGCGCGAACGAGGCAUCCCUCCUCGGAGAAGUAGGCCUCGUUACACGGGUCUUGUUUCACGCUUUUUCGGAGACGACGAGCGCUGCAACAAUCGAGAGAGUGCGAGCUUUUGCGCCGCGCUCGCGUCGUCCCGAAGCGCCAGCGACGCGUGGGAGGAGCUCUACUAAAGCGUACAACCGGUACAAAAGCGCAGCGGGACCGGGAGAGCCCGUUCGCUUAGCUCAGGAGUGUGCUUGACAGAGUGGCUGCAGAGCGGCGCCGCGACGCCGAUCAAUAAUCGAACGCGUCGCACGAUGCGCGCGGCCGCGCUGCUCGCCGUAGCGACAACAACGACGACGACCGCCAUCGACUGGGCCGCGCCCGGCGCGUCGCGCGCGACGCUCGCGACGCUCGAGGGCUACCCGCCGCCCACGUGCACCUGCGCCGCGACGCUCGAGGGGUCGGUGGACGAUGUGGUGGAUGCGCUCCUCGACCCGGGCACGCACCACACGUGGGUGAGCCGCCUCGACGAGAGCGUCGUGUUGGCCAAGGACGGCGCCGAGCUCGUCGCCGACGCGGACGACGCCCAGGUCGUCUACUACCGCUUCGCGCUGCCCUUCCCCUGCUGGGACCGCCAGGUCUCGGCGGCGCUGUAUUGUGAUAGGACCGAGGGCGGCGGCGCGCGCGUCGAGCUGCGCCGCGUGUCGCUGCCGCCGCCGUCCGAGAAGCCGCAAAGUUGGCGGCGCAAACCCAAGAAGCGGGGCGACCGCGUCGUCGGCUGGACGACGGCGGCCGCGGAGCGGUUCGGCCCCGCGUGGAGAAUUAUUGCGCGGUCACGGGGACGACGUCGCAUCGAUGGCGCGGAAACUCCACGCCAUCGAGCAGACGCCGCUACGGAGACAAGUCUGAAAUUUGAUUUCCAAACACAGGUUCGUCCUCUGGGCGCCGCCGGUGCUGCGGAACAAGGUCUCGCGCGUGCGGCCGAACGUCGAGAAGCAGCACGGCGUCGUGCGCUCGGACUGCGUGACGCUGCCGGCCUUCCGCGUGACCUACGCGCUCCAGCCGCGCGGCGCGGACCGGACGCGCGUCGAGCUGACGCUCGGCGCGGACCCGGGCAUCCCCUGCCCGCCGUGGCUCAUCCGGUGGGGCCUCGGCCACGCGGACCGCACGCUCGAGGCGCUCGAGGCGACGGUCACGGCGCGGGCCGCCGAGAAGGCGCUGCGCCGCGGCAAGGGGCGGCCGGCGGCGGCGCGGGACCCGUCCGUCGUCCUGCUAUCGAAACGGCGGCCGGCGCGGCCGUGGCGCGCGAAUCCCUUCCGGAAGCGGCCGCCGCCGAUGACUCCGGCGGCGUUCAAUUUUCGGCCGUAGUAAUGGGGUCUUUUUUUGUAGUUUGGUAG
Messenger RNA from Pelagomonas calceolata, 1405 nucleotides. The record is from the annotation of a GenBank genome assembly. NCBI's taxonomy places the organism in Eukaryota, Pelagophyceae, Pelagomonadales, Pelagomonadaceae.